This is a messenger RNA of Suricata suricatta (meerkat), 4497 nucleotides long. It is a transcript of the gene UCK2, whose product is annotated as uridine-cytidine kinase 2. Gene Ontology annotation, molecular function: kinase activity; ATP binding. Gene Ontology annotation, cellular component: cytosol; cytoplasm. The coding region runs from base 1 to 990 and encodes 329 amino acids. NCBI's taxonomy places the organism in Eukaryota, Metazoa, Chordata, Mammalia, Carnivora, Herpestidae. The transcript has 9 exons. The record is from RefSeq and is a predicted model, not a curated record.
AUGCUGGGGCUGCUGGGACUAGAGACUGUGCCGUGUGACACGCUGCCGACAGUAUCUGAGAACGUCAUCGCCAUCACAGAGCUAGAUAUGAGGAGCUUUAAUAUCAUCUGCUGCAAGUGCACACUCAUGCCGACUUCAUCCCCUUCUGAUAACCAGGCCAGAACCCGCGCGGACUGCGGGCGGGGAUUUCGGCCACGAGGCGCGGGGCUGGCGCGCGCCCGCUCGCUCUUUUUCUCCGCUGCGGUAACUCGUGGCCGGGCUCCUGGGGGGGAACAGGCUGAGAAAGCGGAUGCUUAUUGUUUUUCUUCCGUCUGUGCUAAGAUUGUGCAGCUCCUGGGACAGAAUGAGGUGGACUGUCGCCAGAAGCAGGUGGUCAUCCUGAGCCAGGAUAGCUUCUACCGUGUCCUCACUUCGGAACAGAAGGCCAAAGCCCUGAAGGGCCAGUUCAACUUUGAUCACCCGGAUGCCUUUGACAAUGAACUCAUCUUCAAAACACUCAAAGAAAUCACGGAAGGGAAAACAGUGCAGAUUCCCGUGUAUGAUUUUGUCUCCCAUUCCCGGAAGGAGGAGACGGUCACCGUGUACCCCGCAGACGUGGUGCUCUUUGAGGGGAUCCUGGCCUUCUACUCCCAGGAAGUACGAGACCUGUUCCAAAUGAAGCUUUUCGUGGACACGGAUGCCGACACCCGGCUCUCCCGCAGAGUAUUAAGGGACAUCAGCGAAAGAGGGAGGGACCUUGAGCAGAUUUUAUCUCAGUACAUUACGUUCGUCAAGCCUGCCUUUGAGGAAUUCUGCUUGCCAACCAAGAAAUACGCUGAUGUGAUCAUUCCUAGAGGUGCAGAUAAUCUAGUGGCCAUCAACCUCAUCGUGCAGCACAUUCAGGACAUCCUGAACGGAGGGCUCUCCAAACGACAGACCAACGGCUAUCUCAACGGCUACAUCCCGUCACGCAAGAGGCAGCCCUCGGAGUCCAGCAGCCGGCCGCACUGACCCCUGUCUCCCCCGGCCCGGCCCCUUUCUUCCAGAGACAGGAGGAGGGAUCAGGAGGCACCGUACAUCUGUACACGUGCUUUCCUAAGACAUUGCUGUAUUUAAGAAAACACCACGGAGAUGACAUGCCUUUGGUUUUCCUUUUCCCGUUUUCGUUUCUUUUUGUGCUUCGGAGCAGCGCGACGAAACCGAAUUUGACCCUGAGCUUAAAUGAUAAACUGUGCCAACUACUACUGGUGAUGCCUAAUUAUGAAUCCACCGUGUAACCAGUUAUAAAUACAUAUAUAUAUAUAUAAAAGGAUCUAUUUUUGUGUAAAUGUACAAACACUGUAAAGCUGCUAGCUGUAAGUAUUCUGCACGAGGGCCUGGACUUGAGUGGCGGGGGGCUCGCCCAGGGGAGAUCGCCCCCCUUCCCUGUGAUGGAUGGGUCCAGGCAGGGGGUGGGGGAGGCGGGGCAUGGAGAAGCGAGGCUGUGUCUCGUGUCUCGUCGCUCUGACUGCGUGUGCAACUCGCUGACAGUGGAGUUUGGAGCCUUGGGUGCCUCCCCUGCCCAGGGCCACCUUCUGGGAGCUGCAGCUCCGUAAUGUGUCAACAAAAGAUACCCUUUUCUUCUUUCUUUCUUCCUUUUUUCCUUCCUUCCUUUUUUAUUUUUUUUGAGUUGAAAUUAGGCAAGACCUCAGCUCAAAAAUCAAACUCAGGGAAGAGGCCCCCCCCCGAAGAGAAACAAGUCUUCUGUGUUUCCUUCUUGCCCGAUGCCCCCCACCUCUGGCCACCGGGGUAGCUCAGCGAGUCCUUCCUUACCCACCCAGGCCCUCCGAAAGCCAGCGCCGCCUCUCUUCCCUGACAGGGAUCGGAGGGGGUCGUUUCCUGGUAAAACAGGGGGGGGACGAGAGAGUAGCAAGACCCGUUGUAGCGACUGCGGAAACGCUGCUUCCUCUCGCCCCCCGCCCCGGGGGAGCCUCCGGUUAGAUUCCCUGGGCCUUUUCCCAGAUUGUAGACACAGGUGGUCUCCCGAGUCUGGGCUUCGGGGGAGGACUUCUGCUGGCAGAAGGACACCUGGUGGCCCCUCACGGGUGGCGGGAACCCUUCAGGGAUGGGUCACCCAGGUGCAGGGCUUGGGCGCGGGAUGGGGGCAGCACGCACCUUCAGCAGGAAUCGGCACUAGCAACAUCGAGCCAAGCUGACGGCCAUGUUUAUGGGGUAGAGAGUUCCACCUUGCUUGAGGGGUCCCUCUCUGGGAGGAGUACAGAUCCCUGAUGAUUCUUCGGGGGCGGGGACAGGAAGUAGGGGGACCGAGUGAGACUGAGGAACGCAGAGUCCUAAAGCCUCAGUUUUUAACUGCGCACGAGCCAGAGGCCUUCAUUUCUUGCUCAGGCAUCUCGGUGCUUGGCAGGCCAUGGCCACAGCAACUCCGCGGUGGCUGCCCGCUCUGGGGAACCUUCUCCCUUUAUUGCUGUCCUAGCCCAUUGGAGCCGUUCAGGUAAACCCGGCACAGCUCCUCGCCAGUCACACCAAAUUGCCCCUUCGACGUAAACCGCUGUCCGGUUUGAUUCCCCCUUUCUGGACUCCAUUUGACUCUGUUUUGUUGUCUCAAAAAAGUCAGAGCUCAUCCCCCACAGAGCCUUGCCACCCCCGUGUCAUCCAAGAGGCCGUGGCAGGCUCCGGAGGGAGCAAGGGAAGGCUCCCUGAGGCCCUGCCUGGAAGGCCAGCUCUGGAGGGCCUUGGAAUCCGUUUUCUCUUUCUUGUCAUGCCUCGGACAGUCCUGAGAUGAAGUGUGGGUGGCGGACCUGGGUUAGGAUCCUGAGGACCCAAGGCCCCGUGCCUGGAUGGGGCCUCUCUGUGCUCGGGCAGCCCGCCCCUGUGUGGGGGAGCCUCGGCCUUCUGGUGGGUAGCACAUUCAACUUUACUUGAAGCUCCCAGGUGCCAAACCAUUUAGUGCCUUGGCUGUCUGUCCCACUGCCUUGGAAGAUGGAUUCUUCUCAUCUCUGAGCCUUGCCUUUCUUAGCUGUUUCCUCAUCCACCUGUGGUGUUGGGACCAAGCCUCCGGUGUCUCCGCUGGCUAACAGCGCUAGGGCUGCCUUGCUCCUGGUAAAACCGUCACUAGUUCGUGGUGGCUUGGCUGGGGGCACCGGGCCGUGCCCACUGGGCAUCGCUGACAGAGACUCCCUUGGUUCUGAGACGCACAGUGUCUGGGGUGAGGAAGGGAGGACUCUGUCCUUGUGUGGCCCCUCCCCAGCAUUGAGUAUCUGAGCUUGACCUUGAUCAGACAGAUCCUAGACUUGGUGUUUUGAGAGCCCUGACAGCUCUGAUUCCACUGCUGAGUCAGGGUUAGGGUUGUUAUGCCAGAGACCAGGCCCCUGAGUCUUGUGGGGAGGAGGGACCGACAAGCGCAGUGGGGAUGACGCUGGUCGUGUGUGCACGGGAGUCCCGUGGCUUCAGAGCUGCCCAAUGGUGCUUGCUUCUUGCCCCCACCCCUGCCCAGGUAUCCAUAGACCAAGUGUUUAGGGAAUAAACAUCCAAGCUUCGUGUCAUGGGAAGGCCUGACCCCAUUCUCUUUCACGCUAAUAGAUCUUGUGCCGACCUGGGUUUCUUUUUCUUGGGCAGCCGGAGGCCAGUGGGGACAGAGAGGUUGGAGUCUGUGUACGGAACGCGCAAGUGUUUGGACCUCAGGUGUCCUCUGCGGUGCCUGGGGUAGGCCGUUGACGAGGCAGACCCCAGACCAGGGGGAGGGCAGCACGGGCAGGUCUCCGUUCACCCUUCCGAACCAAUCAUCCCGCCCCUCCUGGGCUCAGCGCCGGCUCAGUGUCCCCGGGCAGGUCGCCAGUCUCUCAUUAGGCCACUAGGUCAGGCUGAAGGCUCACGUGUCCCCCGAGCAGGUGGGAAUUGGCAGGGACCGGAGCCCAGCUGGCUUGUGUGUGUCCCCUCCUCUGUGGACCCUGUGCGGCUUCCUCCAUCUAGCACCCUUGACCUGGGCUGGCACCGAGGGCCCCCUGAGGGACGUAGUCGCCUCUGGCAGGGAAAUAUUUCUGCCCUGGAGUCCCCCACCUGCCUGUCAGCGACUUCAGCACCAAGGGACCUAGCCUGGAAUGGGUUCUGGAUUCAGGGCUGCCCUUCCCCCGGUCUCAGGCUAGAAUCAGGAAACAGGCUUGGAGGCAGUAAAACAAGGGAGACCACUGGUCUGGAAAAGGCCUGCAUUGGGUCUGGAGCUCAGAGUCCUCUCUGAUCUUUUGUCUCUGGGCCCCGUGCUGCCUUCCCGACCCUGCCCAGGUGACUGGCCUUCAGAUCAGCUUCAUCGCUGUGGUUAGAGGUUGUGAGUGCCUCGCUGGUCCUGCCUCAGUAACAGGGUGAGUAGCUACAUAAGGACGUAGGUGUUCUUUGUUUUUUUUUUCUUUCAGAUGCUUGCUCUUCCUCCUUUUCUUUCUACUGCCCUGCCUUUAUUGUUAGCAGUUAACGAAAAUGACCACAUACUAUGUACUUUGCUAUAAAUAAAGACUGAACAGAAAAAGA